This is a messenger RNA of Acanthosepion pharaonis, 528 nucleotides long. Lineage: Eukaryota; Metazoa; Mollusca; Cephalopoda; Sepiida; Sepiidae. The record is from the annotation of a GenBank genome assembly.
AUGGCAAUCCUACUUUCUUUCUUUCUCUCUUUCUUUGUCUAUCUAUCUAUCUAUCUAUCUAUCUAUCUAUCUAUCUAUCAUAGUUUGUUUAAAUCAAUCAAUCAAUCUAUCUAUCUAUACUCACACAAUAGCGCACAUAGUUUUGUUUUCUCUCUCUCUGUUCUCGCUAUCUUUUCUCGUCUACCCAUUUCUAUAUAUGGCAUUCUUUCUUUCUUUCUUUCUUUAGAUCAAUCCUUCUUUCUUUCUUUCUUUCUUUCUUUCUUUCUUUCUUUCUUUCUUUCUUUAUCUAUCUAUCUAUCUAUCUAUCUAUCUAUCUAUCUAUCUAUCUACACAUCGAAACAAGAAUAUUCUCUUCGGAUCUAUCUAUCUAUCUAUCUAUCUAUCUAUCUAUCUAUCUAUCUAUCUAUCUAUCUCAGUUUUUUUCAUAUCUAUCUAUCUAUCUAUCUAUCUCAGUCUUCUAAUAUCUAUCUAUCUAUCUAUCUAUCUAUCUAUCUAUCUAUCUAUCUAUCUAUUAACUUAUUGUUUUAG